AUACAUGAUAUAUAUACCGGUUUGCAAUGCCCAAUUCCAAGUACCGUCAUUUAUAAAACCAGAUCUAACAUUCUUCAUUGGCGGUGUCUACUGAAGAAAACCUAAGUGUACUGAUGGAAUUCGCUGGGAAAAUCACAGAAAAUUUUGCAAGUGGAAGACGGAGAGAUAGAGGAGAAAUUAUGGAAUAUAAUGGGGUUAAGGGUAAUGAUAAAGAUUCAUCACAACAUAUUAAAGCCUGGUAUAUAGAAGAUCAAACUGAUGAGCGUUUGAAACAGUUGAUAUCUUGGGUUACAAGACGAAAGCUUAAUCAUCUGAUAAAUUACCAGGGGUAUUUUUUAAUUGAUAACAAAACCUGUCAUAUCUUUGAUUCGUUUAGAGCGAGAUUAGAUGAGUCUGAAUUUCACUCACAGAAGAAGGUGAUAUGUUAUGGCAUUCCACCAGUUCCUUAUGCGCCAGCUGAUAUAUCUAAGCUAAUCAUGAAUGCUUCGUUAGAUGCAAUUUCGGAAUUGAAAAAUAUCAUCGGUGCUAGUCAUGGAAAUAUUGAUGUGUGUAAUGUUGUUUUAAUAUACUCGGGUCCUCUAAUUUCUUCUGUGAAACUGGUUGGGGCCGUUGACGUAGAAGGCCGCACUUCGAUGAAGCAAGAAAGGCAAUUGUAUCUUCACCUAAUUCCCCUAGAGUAGUAAGUGCGAGGACACCGAAGCCGUAAUCAUGUGUGGAGCACUUUUCGAGGUAUUUGUUGCAUUUGCGGUUGAUGGCCAUGGAAAUAGCGUGUCCAGGAGGGAAGCGUCGAGUUCCAGCACCGGUAAAGGCGGAAACUACUGUGACAUCGAAGCAAACGUCCUUCCCUCCUUCCCAAUUGAGCAUAAGGAUAUCCGCUGGCUUUAAGUCUUUGGCGGAGUCAGAUCGAAGUCCUAAGGAGGCUUCUUUUCUGGCAGAUACAUUGGCUUUGUAGCAUAUAUCAAACACGGUAUCUCUCGCAAUAUCAUGUCGAUAUUUAAUCCCUAUAUCCUUGGCACAGUGUAGAGCAUGAUUGCCGAAAACAUCCAUGAGUUUGUUGCAGCUGGAACAGAGACUAUCGUCAUUGAAGAACGGUAUCCCGAGGCGAUAUUGGAGGACAGCUCGAAAUUGUUGAGGCCCAACGGCUUGGCCAAGCCUACUAAUAUGAAUAGCUUUGAGGAAGUCCAUGGCAUAAGGAAGCGGUUACUGUGCCAUAAGAACAAGUCACGCUGGGAUAAUGAAAAUUAUGUAGAUUUCUUAGGGUUUGGGAAGAUCGUGAAUUAUCUCUUUAAAGAUUAUCCUGAUUACGCGGAGGGGCAGGAUCUUAUCUCCAGAUUCGACGGAAGUGAAAACUUGAAGAUGCAAAUAGCAUUCAAAUUGAAUCCGUUAAAUGCUCGAAAGCAUCCUGCGUGGUUUGAAGCACUAAAGGUUACAACCUUCUUUUAUAGAGUGAAUGACUAUCUUGAUGCUUACAAGGACAUUGCUAAAGCCAGUAGCCAAACAGAUGAGGAUCUUCUUGAUGCUAUUGGGAAAAUCCCUAUUCAAGAUUGGGAUGAUGGUAUGGAUCAAAAGGUUGUAUUGGAUCUGCAGAAAAGAAAUUAUAACUUCAAUGGUCCGAAGGACUUCAUUAGGUCUAAUAGGAACUACACUCUACACAGCGCGGUGUCCGAGACUGCAUUUCAGGGAGCUGUUGUCCUAGUUUUCCAAUCAGCCAGGUAAGAAGCAGGGGGAGCAAAGAAAAUGGUAGAAGAUGGAAUAUUAGACGAUUUUGAUGGUAUCUUUGGGCUGCACAUCUCGACUGACCUACCAAUUGGCUCCGUUGCUUCCAGAGCUGGUGCUCUGCUUGCUGGGAGUGGUUUUUUUUUUGCCGCAUCAAGUGUAAUUGUUAGCUUGACACCUUCUCUCACGUGAAGCUGAUCCACUGGAUUCACGGGUUGGAACAGUUGGAAAAUUCAAAAGAGGUGGGCCAUUCAGUGUUAUUCCAGAUUCUGAAUUGGAGGGGCCUUCUUAACAGAGAGCUUUAUGCAACUCAAGAUACGAAUCGAAGAGGUUAUCAAGGCACAAGCUGAUGUUCAAAGAUGCAGUGCUACUCUCAACUUCUCCCAAGAUAACUGCUAACAACAAAGCAUUACGUAAGCAUUUCGAAAACGUUGUAGGGGAUACGCUGGGGGACUGAUAAUGUCAAAGACAUGCAUUAUUGAGAUCUGAAGACUUCUCAUUUUACUCCGAAGUAACUCCAGGAUGCCUCUUUUUCGUAGGCAUGAAACACAUGAAAACCCUGCAUCUUGGAAUUGUGCGUUACCGUGAAAAAAUUGGUGAUGAUGAAUUAUUUGUACUUCCUAGACAUACUAAAGUUGUCGUAACAGAGAAUAAUCGAAUGAAAUCUGUAUUAGUUGGCCUUCAAGGUAUUGUUGUCAAGAAGGCUGUUGGUCUUGUUGGUUGGCAUCGGCUGGUAAGUACUAAUCCUCUUUAACUUUGCUUUGUCAAAAUUAGUGCAAAUUGCGGUGUUUUUUCAUCGUCUCGUAGAACAGUCAUUUUAUGAAAGUAAGAAUGGGCAUGUUAGUCGUUGUUUGAAUAAGCAAUAUAUGUAACAAUUGCGACGAACCGAAAGGCUGGGGGUAAAAAAAAUUUGAUUUUUUGUUUCCGGAUCUAGCACACGCCUUGCAUUCACUUCUCUGAACAACUGUUUCCAUAGGUGAUCAGCUCACUCUCUGAAGAUUUAUUUGGUCAAUUUCUUUGAUUUGACUGGAAAUCUGUAGUUUUUCAACUGAACAUGUAUGCGUUGACGUUACCACAUUACUGUUGUUUAUGGUUGUCGAACUGGAGGAUAACCAUGUAGAAGAUGGAACCUAGAUUAGGGCUUGAUAUCCGUUGUGGUUUGAAUUUUCUUUAUUUGUCUAGCUAGCUUUUGGUUAAUAUAGGUGAUGGCAAAGAAGUUGAUGUGGGGCACGAUCUAUCCAUGAAAGUUACAACAGUAGACGAACUAAUGCUUCCUAGUGGUAGACCUUGGAACUUAGCACUUCCCAACAUAGUGUUCUGCGAAGCUACAGCAAAAGGCGUCACCACCAUACGUAUUUCUCGGCGGAAUGAGAAGAAUAGAUUUACGCCAACUGGUGACUUCAGUUCUAUAUGAUGUUAGAGAUUGCUCGAGGAUGAAUGGUGUCAAUCUUCUUCGACUAUGGCAGAUAAUUUUCCCUGGAAGAAAUUGUGGAAGCACAAUAUUCUGUGUUCUUAACUGGAUGAUGAGGUUGUGUAGGUCUACAUUCUAAAAUGGUUGGAUCUUUAUGCUAACUGGAGUUACACGUAAAGCGGAAGUUCAAAAAUGAAAAGGGUGAUUGGGUUACAUAUUACAAGCAAUCCUCUAUUUGGCCUGCUCUUAAGUGGGUCAUGAAUGAAUUACUGGUGAUGGGAAGGAUGAGUCUGUCUGGAAGGAAAUCUGGUCGAAGGAUAAAGCUUUGGUCGAGAUUUUUUAACCUAACUUCCUUAAAUACAUGGCAGUUUCUUAAUUUGUGUCUUCUGUUAAGGUGUCGAGUACAAUUUCCAUAGCUAUUAUUAUUGUCAUCUUUUCAUGUUUCUUGUGGUUGUCUGCCGAAAGAAAAAGAAAAAAAAAGUCUGGUGGUAACUACAUUUCACCUGGUACUGAUGGGUUCUGAGUGAGCUUCUUCACAAUAUUUCCCUCCCACAUUUUUCCUGUUUACCUUCCUUCUCAAAAUAUUAAAAGUAAUUCUAUUUUUGAAUUGUA
Messenger RNA from Papaver somniferum (opium poppy), 3739 nucleotides. RefSeq lists its product as uncharacterized. Bases 1027 to 1716 code for a protein of 229 amino acids. Gene Ontology annotation, biological process: mRNA processing. Gene Ontology annotation, molecular function: RNA nuclease activity. The transcript has 7 exons. NCBI's taxonomy places the organism in Eukaryota, Viridiplantae, Streptophyta, Magnoliopsida, Ranunculales, Papaveraceae. The record is from RefSeq and is a predicted model, not a curated record.